AUGUCGGCCCCACCAGGCGAUGGCUACGGCCAGUACCCUCAACAAUAUGGUGGUCAGCCUGAGCAGCCGCAAGAACCAUCUUCACCCCAUGCGGCACAUCACCAUGAAGGCGACCACAAGAAGAAGAAAAGAGGGUAUGCAGCCCAGGCCUUUGAUUUCGGCACUGGUGCCAACGUAGCAGCCGGCGCGGGCCCUGCGCCCAUUGCUGCUCAGUACGGAAUUCCCCAACCCCAAGCUCCUGGCUACGGGGGGUAUCCUCAGCCAGAUGCUCAAGCUGCUGCUGCAGGGUAUCCUGCGCCCUACGGUGCGCAGCAACCUGGUGCUCCAGUCGGUGGCUAUCAGGCACCGGAGCCGUACUAUCCCGGCCCCGGCGCUCCUAUCCCGAGCCCUGGCGGUGUUCCUGGGAUAGGGGGUAUUACGGCAGGAAUGGCGCAGAUGCAUAUGGGCCCCGGCGCUCAGCAACAUAUGCCUCAAGCUCAACAAGCCUUGACUCUCAAUCAGCUAUACCCAGUCGAUCUGCUAGGCCAGCCUUUCAAUGCUGCCGAGUUGGAAUACCCUCCUCCGCCGAUCAUUCUUCCACCCAACACCAGCGCCACGAACUCUCCUACCGCCAACUGCCCUCCCAAGUAUGUUCGCUCGACGUUGAACGCGAUUCCGACCACCAACAGCCUUCUUAAGAAGUCAAAGCUCCCUUUCGCGCUCGUCAUCCAGCCCUAUGGCGCCCUUCACGAUAUCGACGACCCCAUUCCGGUUGUGCAGGACCAAGUUAUCUCUCGAUGUCGGCGCUGCCGAUCCUAUAUCAACCCCUACGUCACUUUCUUGGAUAACGGUCACCGGUGGAGGUGCAAUAUGUGUAACCUAACCAACGAUGUUCCCCAAGCCUUCGAUUGGGAUGCUGCGUCUCAGCGGAGUGUAGAUCGGUGGGAACGGCCCGAGCUCAACCACGCCGUGGUGGAAUUCGUCGCCCCCCAGGAGUACAUGGUUCGGCCGCCGCAGCCCCUCGUUUACCUCUUCUUGUUCGACGUCAGCUACGCAGCUGUGUCCUCGGGUCUAUUAGCCACCUGCGCUCGCACAAUCCUUGAUAGCCUGGACCGGAUACCUAACGCCGAUCGACGUACGAGACUCGGCUUCAUAGCCGUUGAUACCAGUCUCCAUUACUUCUCCGUCCCCAAGGACGAGGACAGCAACUCUGAGACCAGCAUGCUCGUUGUUAGCGACCUCGACGAACCAUUCCUGCCUGUUCCUCAUGACCUGCUCGUACCUUUGACCGAGAGCCGCCAAAGUAUCGAAAACUUCCUGACAAAGCUUCCCGAGAUGUUCCAAAACAACCAGGCCAACGGGUCGUGUAUGGGAUCGGCGCUCCGAGCCGGCCAUAAGCUAAUCUCCUCGAUGGGUGGAAAGCUCGUGGUCCUCAGCGCAUCGCUACCAACCCUCGGCGUCGGCAAGCUAGACAUGCGCGAGGACAAGAAGCUACUCGGAACGUCUAAGGAAGGAAGCCUCUUACAGUCGGCUAACAGCUUCUACAAGAGUUUCGCCGUAGAGUGCUCCAAGAGCCAGGUUUCGAUUGACAUGUUCCUCUUCUCGUCCAAUUACCAAGAUGUUGCCUCUCUUAGCAACUUGCCCAGGUACACUGGAGGUCAGACUUGGUUCUACCCUGGCUGGAAUGCCGGCCGCCCGGAGGACGCUAUCAAGUUUGCCAGCGAGUUUAGCGACUACCUAUCCUCGGAGAUCGGUCUCGAGGCUGUGCUGAGGGUUCGUGCUACGACCGGGCUUAGGAUGAAUACGUUCUACGGCAACUUCUUCAACAGGAGCUCGGAUUUGUGCGCCUUCCCGGCUUUCCCCCGAGACCAGUGCUACGUCGUCGAGGUGGCCAUUGACGAAACUGUCACUAAGAAUGUCGCCUGUUUCCAAACCGCCGUCCUCCAUACUACAUGCAAUGGUGAGCGCCGCAUUCGCGUUCUAACCCUCGCGCUGCCUACGACCCAGAACCUUAGCGACAUGUAUGCCUCAGCGGAUCAGUGCGCGAUCGCCACGUACUUCAGCCACAAGGCUGUUGAGAGAGCCCUCAGCAGCGGCUUGGAUUCCGCUAGGGACGGACUCCAAUCCAAGAUUACUGAGCUUCUUCAAACUUUCCGGAAGGAGCUUGCGGGUGGCAGCAUGGGCGGCGGCCUCCAGUUCCCUGCGAACCUUCGUGGACUUCCCCUGCUCUUCCUCGGAUUGAUGAAGAAUCUUGGCUUGCGCAAAUCGGCGCAGAUCCCCUCUGACCUCCGAUCUGCCGCCCUAUGCCUGCUCUCCACGCUGCCGGUUCCCCUGUUGAUACAGUACAUCUACCCUCACCUCUACUCUCUCCACGACAUGCCCGACAAUGCUGGCAUGCCCGAUCCGGAGACGAGCCAAAUCGUGCUACCGCCGCCCUUGAACCUAUCUUCGGAGCGCUUGGUCUCGUAUGGAUUGUACCUCAUCGACGACGGCCAGACGCAGUUCCUCUGGGUCGGACGCGACGCCGUUCCCCAGCUCCUAGCCGACGUGUUCGGCGUGGAAGAUAGGACGCAGCUCCGCGUAGGCAAGGGUUCGCUUCCCGAGCUAGAAAACGAUUUCAACGAACGCGUCCGUGCCGUGAUCCAGAAGAGCCGAGAUCACCGGGCCAAGGGAGUUGGAAGCAUCAUCGUGCCGCACCUAUACAUUGUCCGCGAGGAUGGAGAGCCGAGUCUGAAGCUUUGGGCGCAAACCCUGCUGGUUGAGGAUCGUGCGGAUCAGGGAUUGAGUGCAGCUCAGUGGCUCGGUGUUCUAAGAGAGAAGGUUGUUCAGUAA
This is a messenger RNA of Scedosporium apiospermum, 2811 nucleotides long. RefSeq names its product Protein transport protein SEC24. The record is from RefSeq and is a predicted model, not a curated record. Gene Ontology annotation, cellular component: endoplasmic reticulum exit site; COPII vesicle coat. Gene Ontology annotation, biological process: endoplasmic reticulum to Golgi vesicle-mediated transport; COPII-coated vesicle cargo loading; intracellular protein transport. The coding region runs from base 1 to 2811 and encodes 936 amino acids. Gene Ontology annotation, molecular function: SNARE binding; zinc ion binding. The transcript is spliced from 3 exons. Lineage: Eukaryota; Fungi; Ascomycota; Sordariomycetes; Microascales; Microascaceae.